UUUGGCAAAGGGCACUUAGAAGUCGGCAAGAAAGUGAGUAGACAUGGAUAUCGCGAACAGACUGGAGAGCAUUGAGCAAGAAAUCCGUCAGGUAGAAAACGAGAAGCUCCAAUGCGAGCAAAGGCUGGGUCUGUUCUGGGAACAUUUCCCUGCUAUAGAUCCCAUUAUCAUACAAUCUCAUAUGCUUUCUCUAAAAAACCAAAUACGCUCUCUCGAAAACAGGAAGAGGGCGCUCCUAAAAGAACAGCAAGAGCUCAUUGUGCGGGCUGUCGUCACCCACCGGGGGAACUAGAAGACUCCGUCGACUCUUUCUAGAAUAUUCCAAUAAAUAAGUAGUCCGUCGACGCAAAGUAGUGUGUUUUAAUGCAUGGCUUUCUUUGUUAUGUUUCAUGUUGUUCUAUGUCUUUUGUUCACUUAAUAUGUUGUUAGUUAACUUUGUAAUGUUGUGUUUAGUUGUGUGGCUAGUCUAUGUGUGUGUAAGCUUCCUAUUGGAUGGACUCCCAUGUAUAAAAACUUGCUUGUAGUGCUGGAAUGAAAAAAAUCUGCUCUGUUCUGAAGGACACCUUUUCAUUCUGAUUCUAUAAGGAAUUCGAAAGAGUCGGUCUCAUUGAUUGAGCAUCUCCGAGAUAGAUAAGUUUCCGUUUACUAUGUUUACAAUAAAAGGUGCUUUCAUAUUUGAAAACUAAUGCCACAUCUUCCUCAAACAAGAGGGUACUGAUUAACGCCCUCCAGGAGCUCCUACUCCUAUUCCCUAAAGCGACUUCUUGCUAUUCUUAUUUCCUACAGAUACUUACUCUUCGAUUGCAACGCCGAUUUCUGUUACGCUUUCUUUUCUUAUGUCUGUUGCCUACCUUCGGGUAUCCCAGCUAACACGAGGAAAGUAGGUCUUUUUGGUAUCAAUCAUUCUCUAUCUGUCUUUCCUUCUGCCUUUGCUACCGACAGGGUCUUCCCUUCGAUUCUAAAGAAUUUAUUAAGUUAGUUAGAUAGUCGACUCUUUGUUUUUCAUCUUAGCCUGUCAAUCCAAUUCUAUCCCUGCGAGCAGGAAGAAAGACGGCAGAGAAAGUUUCUUUAUUAUAAUAAGAUAUUGAUUCAAUC
Rubroshorea leprosula is the source of this 1095-nucleotide messenger RNA. The record is from the annotation of a GenBank genome assembly. NCBI's taxonomy places the organism in Eukaryota, Viridiplantae, Streptophyta, Magnoliopsida, Malvales, Dipterocarpaceae.